Didymodactylos carnosus is the source of this 1263-nucleotide messenger RNA. The record is from the annotation of a GenBank genome assembly. NCBI's taxonomy places the organism in Eukaryota, Metazoa, Rotifera, Eurotatoria, Philodinida, Philodinidae.
AUGGCUAGUCCACGUACUCGCAGUAUACUUAAAGAUCUAAAAUUAAAAGACGAUAACAACGUUUGUUUCGAAUGUGGAGCAAUGAAUCCCCAAUGGGUUAGUGUCAGUUAUGCAAUGACACUACAACAGAAAUACAAUUCAAAAACAGCUGCACUGUAUCGUGAUAAAAUAUUAACAGAAUCACAAGGAAAAUCAUGGGAUAUCAAUAGUUCGCCAGCUCAAAAUCAUACUUCAUUCAGCUCGUCAACAUACGAAAAUAAACCCAAAUCUCAAUCAUCCUCAAAUGAAUGGACUCAAUUCCAGUCGACUUCCUCUUCGAAAAAUAAUGCAGCUGAUCGUGGCUAUCAAAAUUAUUCGGAUAAUGACAAUGAUUCAUACGGUAAUUCUUUUUCUUAUCAUAACAACAGUAAUACUGAUACCUCGAGUCGGGGAAGCGGAGGUAAUAAAGAUGAUAAAUAUUGGGGAUUUGGAAAUACAAACUAUGACCCAUCCGAACAGAAAAAAUUAAAUAAUUCCGAUCUCGUAUCAUCAUUAUCAACUGGUGUAUCAGCAUUAGGCGUUACUGGUGGUAAAUGGCUAAAUGUUGCAAAAGAUUCUGUAUUUAAAAUAUCAAAACAGGCAGCUGAAAAAAGUAUGGAGUUAGGUAAAUCCGUUGGCGAACAAGCAAAAGAUGGAACACUAAUAAACAAUGUACAAACAGGUGUUACAUCUAUAGCAUCAACGGUUGGAAAAUUAAGUACAAAAACAUGGAGUGAUAUGCAAUCACUCUGGGCAGGAAAAGAUUAUCAUAAUAUGUCGUCAAACAGUGAGGGUUCAAGUCUGGUACAUCAGAAAAAUACAUCAUCAGUAUUAAAUGAUGACUAUCGACAACAACAAUACAACAGCGAUAGUGGUGGUGGAGGUGGUGGUUAUCAAAAUAUUUAUCCAAGUAUUCCACAACAAACGCCUCAACAACAAGUAACGAACGAUCGUCAUGAUGUGAGCUUUGAGUCUUGGUUGAACGCUGACAAUGCAUCUACAAAGGAUAUUAAUCAAGUUGAGCCGAAACAACAACAGAAAAAACCGAUAACACCUAAAUUACAACAGCAACGUUCAACGCCAUCGCCUCAACCUGUAUCUUCCUCUGUUAAUCCUCCAUCGGCAUCAAAAACAGUCAGUCAAAAAAAACCACAAAAACAAACGCAGAAUUUGAUUAAUUUUGAUGAUGAAACAAAAUGGACAAAUGAAGAUGAUGGAGAAUGGGAAUCAAUUGAUACGAAAUAG